GUGUAUCCAGUCGUUUUUUUUGUGAAACAAGCGAUUUUAUCAUGGCUCGAUAUAUUACUCAACGAUCUGUCGAUUACAAAAAUAUUAGUUUAGCAAUAUUAAACAAAUAUCCGGAAGUAGGAAAGAGGAACAAUUUUCAACUGGUAAGUGUUUCUUAUCUGUUUUUUAUCGUUACUUAAAUCUGCUACUUUUGUGCAGAGAAGUUUGUCUACCCCAUUAUCACUUUGCAUUCGAAAUAAGAAGAGAGAACAACGACGAAAGUUUGGACUUUUAAAACCAAGAAUACGAACCAAUACAAAAUCAAAAUUAAAUCUCACGCAACACAUAAAUAAAGGCAGAAAUAUGGUUGAUCCAGAUACGCAGCUGUUGGCUGAUAAUAGCGUUGCAACUAUGAGAGAUACAGCAUUAUCUGAUUUUGAUAAGCAGAUGGACAUGAAUGAUGAGGAAGUAAAUCUGAUCACAACGGGAAAUGCUUAUGAAAUAACAAUAGAGACUUCAAGAGAUCACGAUGCAUCGGACGUUAUUACAGAACAACCAGAAGAAGCAACACCAGAUCCAUAUGCACAACCAACUCAAGAACAACAAUUUCAUUCUUCAGCAACUGAUUACUGUUUGUUAUCACAGACAACCCAACAAAACUUAAUUAGUUUAAGUGUUGAGCCACCUAAAUUAAAUAUGCGUGAUCAGAAUGUAGUCAAAAAAGCAAAAAAAAUAGCAGCCAACGCGGCUUUCAGUGAAAAUCAGGAUCCAUUUGAAUCGGAUAGUCAACACACAGUUGUCGAGGAGACAAAAUCCGUAACAAGAAUUUGUACACCAACAUCGGUGCGUGUGGCUCGAUCAAACAGAUUGUUAUCUACUGCAAAUAUGAAUGUGCAAGAAAAUUUCAGUUUAUCUCAACCACCGUCAUUUAUUUAUCCUAAAAUUGUGAUUUCAAGUUCAAAUUUAUCGCAGUUACAUGAACAACCACCUCCUUCUUUGCGUACAGUACCAAUCCGUCCGACUGCUCCUCUUGUGUUUCAGUCAACAAAAACUGUACCAACAAAUACAUGCACAAUUUCCAAAGAUACCACAUUUUCAGUAUUAAAUUCGGUGAAUAAACCAACGGUGAACAAAACAAUCAGUGCCGACGCGUACAAUACCUUGAUAUUGUAUGAACACGAAUUAUUAACAGGUCGAACAAAAGACCUAGAUGAAAAAGCAAUCAGAAUAACAUUAGAUUAUUUUAUUGAAAAAUAUAGAUUCAAUCUAAAGAAUAAACAGAGCGAGUUAGAUUACUUAGCGUUGCAAAAACUUGCUGCUGAUUUAAACACAACAUGUUUCAUUUCUAAAGAAAAGAAAAAGGGUAAUGAGAAGCGGUUUGGCUUUUAUAUCGGGCACGAAUUUGAAAAAGCAGUGAUUGUUGUUCCCACAACACCGACAUCAGCCAAAAUUCCAGUCACAAUCUUCAGUAGUGGCUUACAAAAUGGUUUGUUAGUCUUCUUAUCAUUAUUUGUUGUUUUUGAAGCUGGUUAUCCGAGUGAUGUUACAUUACUUUUACAAUAUCUUCGUGCAGAAAUAAACAUGCAUCUUUAA
Molecule: messenger RNA, 1572 nt
Organism: Didymodactylos carnosus
Lineage: Eukaryota; Metazoa; Rotifera; Eurotatoria; Philodinida; Philodinidae
Source: the annotation of a GenBank genome assembly